AUGAACGAAUUCAGUUCUUCCACCGACAUACCCUCGAAACAGAUCGAGAGGCCUUUGUCAGCCAUGAGUGGAACUGCUCAGACUGGAUUCUCUAGUCCAACCAGAGACACCUCCUUGCCGCUGCCACCUCGCGGUAGCCAGCUGUUCGCGCAUCUAAACGCAGGAGAUACUCCCCACGACAAGUGGAUCCCUAUCUCUGUCCACACCGCGAAGUGUGAUCUAUGCCUCGUACACAACACUUCUGUCAUCCAGCGUUGCACCCGAUGCAACCGCCAGCUCUGUCGGGAAUGCCUUAAGACUGCAAGCAAUGAUGGCGUUCAUAUCGUGAAGGAAGAUGAGUUGGAGUGGAAGCCGAGACCUCGCAUCACGUUGAGGCAGAAAGUCACUAGAGCAGCCGCCAACAACAAUGCUGUCCCUGCUACUCCUCCAAAUACGGCCAGCAACAGGGUUGUCAAGACCAGAGCUACCAGAAUGACUGCUAGAAGAACGCUGGCUACUCAACGACCUCUAUCAAGAUAUGUGAAUCAGGACGCCACGGAUGAGGAUGAGCUUUUUGUUAGUGACAUGGGAAGAUCAUAUCAGAAGGAUAGUCAUUCUGAUGAUGGUGAUGAUGGCUAUUCUACUGGUGACUGGACUCCAAGCAUGGAACAGGGCAAGUUAUCAGGACCAUCUCGCAAGAAGGCCGGGAAAGGUACGCGUCGGACACCUAGUGAGAUGGGACAAUUCAAUUCAAGAAAGGGCAAAGACAAUGAGGGAUCAUUCGGCUUUAAUCAGCCCACAGGCUUUGGAAUGGCUUUCGACAAGAUGACCAUCACGGGCACAGGAGAUAAUUUUGCAGAUGCCAUUGCCGAGGUUGCACAGCAGAAAGCUCAACGUGAGAGGGAGGCCAAAGAGCGCGAAUUCCAGCAGGACAAGAGAAAGGCCUGGGAGAACAACCCAAUCCUGGUGGACUUGAGGAACCAAGGACGGCAUGAAGAGGCUGAGAACAUCUUCAAUGCUACGUGCGAACUCGUCCUACUCGAGCGAGCAAGCCAAGAUCUAUGUCGGCCCUCCUAUGCGAAGGCUCUCUACGAAACGGUGCUGAAUCAUCAUUUUGCUACGGGAGGCCACUUUGGAUUACUCCUCGAUGUUGGCUGUGGCCCAGGCAAUGCUAUUCGUGAUGUCGCUCUAUCGUUUGACCAGGCGAUAGGGUGUGAUGCCGGCGCCGCAAUGAUAGAAGCCGCCAGAGAGCUAGGAGGAAAGGCCGAGUCCGGAUCCGAUAUCAAAUUUGAAGUUUCUCCAGCCGAGGAAUAUUCUCAGAUCAAAGGAUUAGAGCCUGCCUCUGUUGAUCUCUUGACCGUUGCAAUGGCUGCCCAUUGGUUCGAAAUGGAUAAGUUCUGGGUCGAGGCAGCCAAAGUAGUGAAGCCCGGUGGUACCGUGGCACUUUGGACUCUUGCUUCUUUAUUCUGCCACCCUUCCACUCCCAACGCUGCAAAGGUCAUGGAGAUCCUGCUCCGAUUUGAGAGGGAAACUCUCGCCCCUUAUGAAACCCCUUCAAAUCGCCUGUCAAGAGACAUGUACGAUGACCUGGCUCUUCCGUGGACGAUACCAGCGCCAGUCAAGGACUUCCCUCAAGAGUUGUUUGUGAGACGCGAGUGGGACCGGGAAGGCGUCUUGAGCAAUGGGGAGUCUUUCUUUGGCGGUGGCAAAGAGAGGUCUAUUGACGAUAUCGAAAAGGGGCUUGCAACUGCAAGCUUGGUUACUCGAUGGAGGGAAGCUCAUCCAGACCUUGCUGGUACAGAAAAGGAUGUUGUGGAACAGUUCGCCAUUGAACUGCGGGAAGCACUAGGUCCUGACCAGUCCACACUUUCGCUAGGCAGUGGAACCGUCAUCUUGUUAUUCAAGAAAUCCGAAGUCUGGUGUCUGAUGCUUCUUUUACUCAUUUCGGUCUCUCUAGGAGCUCAAAUUUAA
Amorphotheca resinae ATCC 22711 is the source of this 1950-nucleotide messenger RNA. RefSeq lists its product as hypothetical. The transcript is spliced from 5 exons. The coding region runs from base 1 to 1950 and encodes 649 amino acids. Lineage: Eukaryota; Fungi; Ascomycota; Leotiomycetes; Helotiales; Amorphothecaceae. Gene Ontology annotation, molecular function: S-adenosylmethionine-dependent methyltransferase activity. The record is from RefSeq and is a predicted model, not a curated record.